Messenger RNA from Eremomyces bilateralis CBS 781.70, 1893 nucleotides. RefSeq lists its product as uncharacterized. The coding region runs from base 1 to 1893 and encodes 630 amino acids. The record is from RefSeq and is a predicted model, not a curated record. Lineage: Eukaryota; Fungi; Ascomycota; Dothideomycetes; Eremomycetales; Eremomycetaceae. The transcript has 2 exons.
AUGGCAUCCAAUACUAUCGAAACCGAGAUCUCUCGCCUAGAUCUCCAAGCACCCAGCACACUUUCAGCUUCCAUCACUGAUGUCAAGCAUAUUUCUUCCUAUAACUGGAUUGAGGCACCCAAAUCUACACCUACCAUCGCCGUUCCAGGCAGCCCAGCACUUUGGUCAGUUCCAAGAGCUACACGACAGUUGAACAAGGACUCCGGCCUCAUCUAUAUUGCGCAAAAUGCGGCUCGACAUCCAGAUAGCCCGCUUGAGCCACUUUUCCGCUCACUGUACAUGACCAGCCCUUCAUUUGACAUCUGCUCAAUUGAUGUUGUAUCUGACCGCAACAACAUUCGUAAACUUCUGUCGUUCGUUUCUUCUGGUCCAGGUGGAAUUGAAGCCUUCACCAUCAAAGUCGAGAUUGUAAAGGACACCGCAAUAUUCUGUCGUGAUGAGACCGCAACCUAUGAGUUUAUCGGACCGCAUAAAUUCAGAGGGUAUGGUCAUGAAUUCGAGAAGGCGUAUACUACUAGCCAGGUCAGCGGCAGUACUGGACAUCACCGAAUUAUCUCAUACCGUUUUAGCGAUCUGAACGUCAUCAUCCGCCACGAAACGGAUGGAUAUGUGGGCACUCGAACAACAACAUUCUCCGCAACGAGGAAGGAGCAAGGAAUUGAUAGUCUCUCCAGUGCCUUGGGAUCUUUGGUCCUGUCUACAGCAAAUAACAGGCCUGUUAAGACCAAUCUGAUUGUUAAAGAAACGGGCCAAGCAGUGCCUCUUGAAUCAACCCUUGAGAUCAAAACCCGCGUGGCUCAUAAACCUCUUACGAUUCAAGAAGUUGCACCUCAGCUUUGGGUAUCACAAACCCCGAAGCUUGUACGAGCCUAUCAUCGGAACGGCAUCUUUGAGAGACCGGACGUUGAAGACGUGACAGUUCAAAUCAAGAGUUGGGAGCAACAAAACCAAGGCCACCUGAGGAAACUGGCUGUAUUGAUUCGGAGAAUCAUUGAUGCGGUGAAGGCAGUUGGUGGUCAGGGAGUUCUGAGGUAUGAUGCCUUGAGAGAUAGGUUGGUGGUCUCUAAGAUGGAUGAGAAAAAGAUGUUGCCUGAGGACUUGUAUUUGAAAUGGGACGAUCCCCAACCCAAUCUUGAUGCUAGUAAUGUCGGUCCAUCAGAAGCUAAGACUGCUCAAACAAGUUUAUCUCAGCUAACAGGAAAGUCAUUGGAACCCGAAAGUAAUAAAGAAGCCAGCAAAACUAAAAUUAGGAUUGGGGGAGUAGUUUACAGUCUUGAUGUUUCCAAAAUUCAGUAUCUGGCAUCCUUCGUUCGACUUCAAAAGGCAUCUGAUCCAAACUCAACCGAGCUUGUUCACCACGGAAUACCUCUCUUCGAUAUAGCCGUCAAAGGAACUGAAUCAGGCUAUCGCUCUUGCUUUCGAUCUCUCCCUCCCGAGGUUUCUCAAUACCGGACUCUUUGCGAGACGUACAAGUUUCUCAAUGUUGAUGUUCUGGAUGGUUUAUCUUUGAACGAGAUAAUCUCCAAUCUUAAAGUUGGGAGAACAGAUUACAGUUACGAUGAGCCAGUGAAAGGGAACAUGCGAUUGGCACGCGAUGCGGGUUUCCAACUCUUGUAUUUGUUGUUGGUAGGUCAACUCGAGGACGAAAUGAAAAAUAGGAACCAGCUAUUCAAUGCGGUGCAAUUCGUCGUCUCACACUUACGGACUUUCAAAUACACCACAAGACAAAUGGUUCGAGCUGCAUACGAGGCGCGAUUCAGGCUCUCACCGAAGCAAAGAGCGGGCUUAAAUCAAUGGCAAGACAAGGGGAUUAACGAUCCUGACGCGGAUACAACCCCUGAUGAGGAAUCUGGUGACUAUUACGAUUCCUUUGAUUCAGAUGACUCCUUUUGA